Molecule: messenger RNA, 913 nt
Organism: Bactrocera neohumeralis
Lineage: Eukaryota; Metazoa; Arthropoda; Insecta; Diptera; Tephritidae
Product: putative nuclease HARBI1
Exons: 3
Coding region: 328-882 (184 amino acids)
Source: RefSeq, a predicted model, not a curated record
AAAAUUAUGCGCAACUCUGCGUUUCCUUGCUGACGGUGGUUAUCAAAAAUGCAGUGGAAAUGAUUUUAACAUUGGGUUGGCGCAAGCUACGAUAUCUUUAGUAAUUAAAGAGGUUCUAAAUAUAAUUGAACAACGUAUUUGUGCCCAAUGGAUUAAAAUUCAAAUGACUGAGGAGGAGCAAAACGCUUCAAAAGUUUCAUUUUAUUCAAAAAGUGCUUUCCGGGAGUAGUUGGUUGCAUCGACGGAACUCAUGUUCGCAUAAUUUCACUAAGAAGAGAAGUGCAACAUCUUUAUCUUAACAGAAAGGGCUACUACAGUUUAAACGUGAUGAUUCUUUGUGUUUAUAAAAUGUCUAUUCGGUAUGUGGAUGCUAGGCAUGCAGGCGCAAAUCAUGACUCUUUUGUUUUCAAUGUUAGCGAUUUGAAAGUGCAUUUACAGAAAAACAUACAGAAUAACACUUGGAUCUUGGGCGACGCUGGCUAUCCUCUGCACAAAUUUUUAAUGACGCCUUAUCGCUUGGCGGAAGCUUCUUCACCCCAAGCACGCUACAAUACAGCACACUCAAAGGCCCGGAAUAUUGUAGAGCGGACAAUUGGUGUACUCAAGAGUAGAUUUCGAUUUCUUUUAUCUGUACGACGUUUACAUUACACUCCCGAAAAGGCUACGCAAAUUGUGAAUGCUUGUUGCGCAUUGCACAAUAUUUGCCAACACUUUCAAGUGGAAUCUCCGGAAGAAAUACCAUCUACUUCACAUACUACAAUGACCAAUGAUAUUUUGGACAUAGAAAGAGAAGAAGAGGAUACGGCUCGAAUAAUUCGCAAUAAUUCAUUCAAAUAUUCAUUUAUUAUUUCUAAUGUGCUAUUUAUUCAGGCAUAUAUUUAAAUUUUAUUUAAAUAAAUUCAUUAAAUAACAA